Anthostomella pinea is the source of this 1011-nucleotide messenger RNA. The record is from the annotation of a GenBank genome assembly. NCBI's taxonomy places the organism in Eukaryota, Fungi, Ascomycota, Sordariomycetes, Xylariales, Xylariaceae.
AUGGCGGCACAAGUCAAAGGGUGUCACUUGGUCGGCAGUGUACCUCUGCCAGACGCCGAAACUGUCUUCCGCCAAUGCACAGCAGGACAUCCAGACCGCUUGAAGCAUCUCCCAGACGGCGAGCCCGGCUUUCUUAAUCUGUUUACUACCUUUCAGUCCCUUCUCUUCCAGGCCAGUCCGGAUCUCUGUACCAAGUUUAAGUACAAUGUCCCAGUUGCGAACGGCGAGUUCACGGAGCAGCAAAUCGAGGAUGCCGUCGAGAAGCUGAAGCAGAAUGGACCGCUCGAGACGCAUUACGAUACGAAUGCCAUUGAGAGCUAUGGCACCUUCAGGAAGUUGAAAGACGAGGGAGAAAGGAACAAGGUUCCAGGUUCAAAAGUCGAGCCGACCUACCAGGAUGCUCUUUAUUGUGCCAUACGGAACAUGCAGGACAGCAUACCACAUGGAGAGCUGGCGAUUCAGAUCGAUCUCGCUGUAGAUACGGCAUUCUACGAAGGCGUGUUGUACAAGCCAUGGUUCGGCGACGGCAAUAUCGAGAAGAUCAGGGAGUUCACUGUGGAUUAUAUCGUUCGCAUGGUCUCCCAGGUCGACGAGGACGUCGAGGUCGGCUUGCACAACUGCUAUGGCGACAUGGACCACCGUCACUGGAUGGAGCCCAAAUCCCUCGCCGUGGUGACUGAGCGCGGCCUCCGCGUCUUCGAGAAGAGCCCACGUUCCAUCAACUUCUUCCACUGCCCGGUUCCGAAGAGCGCCGGCGACCACCUUGAAGCUUACCUGGAGCCGUUGAAAGAGCUACUGCCAAAGUUCAAAGAGCAUGGUACGGAUCUCUAUCUCGGUGUGGUUCACUACGACGACAGCGCAGCGACGCAGAAGAUGAUCAAAGCCGCUCAGAAAGUGCUGCGUGACUUUCCCUUCGGCGUAGGGACGGAAUGUGGCUGGGGUCGGACACCCCCGGAGCAAGUGGAGGGCAUCAUGAAGAUAUCGACCGAGGUUUCGGAACCAGUGCUGUGA